Molecule: messenger RNA, 2234 nt
Organism: Meloidogyne enterolobii
Lineage: Eukaryota; Metazoa; Nematoda; Chromadorea; Rhabditida; Meloidogynidae
Source: the annotation of a GenBank genome assembly
UUCUGGAUUUUUGUUAUUUUAUAGCAAAUUCUAUGCUCUAUCCAAAGAUAUCAUAAAUAACGCAAAAGGUCAUUCACUUGUGGACAAACACACCCUAUCAAAAUACAUGGUCCUAUUACUAAUUAAAUUCAAUAACCUUAAUUUUUUUUAAAAAUCAGAAUACGCCGAUGAUAUAUCCAAAAGUGAAUUUCUACGUGAAAUAGCUUUAAUGAAAACUUUGGGUUAUCACGAGAGAUUAGUGAAUAUGUUAGCCUGUGUAAUGCAAUCAGAACCCUAUUGUUUGGUUGUUGAAUAUUGCAGUGAUGGCGAUUUACUCCAUUUUCUCCGCAUUCGUUGUAAAUACAUGCUUGAAUUGGAUGAUGCCGGAAUUAAUUAUUCCGACCCCGAUUGUGGGACGGAAUUUGAUCAUUCUAUGAUUAUGACUGUAAAACAGUUGUUAAUGUUCUCUGUACAAAUUAGUUAUGGAUUGGAAUAUUUGACCCAAAAAGGUUUUGUACAUAGAGACGUUGCUGCUAGAAAUAUUCUUGUGCACGACAAAACACAUGCAAAAAUAGGGGAUUUUGGGCUUUGCCGGUUUAUUUAUGCGGAUAGUUCGAAUUAUAAGGGAAGAGGUGGAAGAUUGCCUAUCAAAUGGAUGUCCCCCGAGGCUAUUCGACAUUAUGAAUUUACUACUAGUUCUGACGUCUGGUCUUUUGGCAUUCUCAUGUUCGAAAUAAUCACUUUGGGAGGCACUCCAUACCCUGGAAUUCAGCCUGACGAUAUGCUCGCAUUUUUGGAGUCGGGCCGUCGUAUUGCUCAACCAGACAAUUGUCCGGAUGAAUACUACAAAGUAAUGUGUGCCUGUUGGACAGCAGAUCCAAGAAUGCGCUUAGACUUUGCUGCUAUAAGGCAACAAUUAGCCCUUCAAUUAGAAACCGUUAGCGAUGAAUAUUCUUAUUUAAAAUUGGAUGCUUCUAAAGACUAUUAUAAUGUUUCUUAUGGGGAAUUGAAAGAACAACAAGGAGGGGAAGAGGCUGAGAAAGAUGUGGAGGGGGUUGUAGAGGAAGGAGGAGUAGUAGAGGAGAUUAAUAAUAUAGAGGAGAUUGGCAAAAAUAGUGGGGGAGAAAAUAAAGGGGAGAAUAAGGAAGAGAAUGAAGAGGAUGAUAAUAGGAGAAGGAAGAAAAUUGAGGAAAAAGAUGAGGAGGAAAGAAGAAAUGGAAGAAUACCAAAAUAGAAUAAAAAUUAAAAUGAUAAAAACUUUUUUUUGACAGUAGAAUCUCUACAUAUCUAUCCUACCCCUUUAGACCUUUUUAAGCUAGAAUAACAAAGGAAUUGAGAUAUGUGGGAAUGUGGUCCAAAAUUAUAUCAUGUCUUAUCCAAUCUCUUGAGGAGCUAUCUAGAUAGUUAGGGAUAUUCGAAAGCUUAGGGAUAUCCGAAAGACUCUUCCUUAGCCUUCCUUAACUGAAAGCCCUCUUUAGGCACCUCUUCUACCAUGUAGUUAAUAAGGUCGACAUUUCCAGUCGGAGACAGGUUUUACAAAGACCGACGAGGUUGCAAGGUACUAAAUAGGGAUCUGGAUGAGACGGGAGCUCGAAAUGAGACGGGAGCUUUUUCAAGACCCCGAUUCUCUUAAGACACUCCCAGUCCGGUCUGUCUAUUAACCGUGCGGGGACUCAGGACGGGGCUCCUGAGGAGACUCUCCGUUCCCCUCAGGAAAUCUCUUCGUCGGGGACGUGGGUCAAACCCCUAGUUAGAAGUUUAAAUAUCCACAGGUGCGAUAAAUAGAGAUUCUUCCAUUGUUUUAUCCAAAUAUUACCUCAAACGGGUUUUCUUUUAAAUCACCAAAAAUUAAAAAUUAACAAACUAUAAAAAUCAAAAAAUACAAUAAAAUCACUAACUAAUCCCCCUACAAAAAUUUACUAAAAUUAAAAUUUUAAAGCUUAUUAAACAUUCUAAUUUUUCAUUAUUUUCUUUAAAAAAUAAUUUUUUAAACCCCUUUUUGUCACAAACUGAUAAGACGCAAAAUUGAUUUAAAUAAUUUCAAAAAAAUAUUAUUUUUGAUAAUAAAGACAAACAAAAGGCUUAUAAUUUCGUUUUUUGAGUGAAUUAAAAAUUAAAAAAAAACGUGGAAAUAAUGAGGCAAAAAAUGCUUCUUCCUUCACACUAUAACACUCAUCUUUAUAGUGUCCGUUUAAAAAUCGAAAAUUAAUCCGAUGCUGUUUUGAACCGGAGCUGCGAAAUGAGGCUCCGAAUCG